AUGCCGGGGUUUAUGGAGUAUGUGGGAGGCCUUUGCUCGUCUUUUUCAUUCCAUGGGCCUGCAGAUCUUGCUUUAGCAACCAAGCUGAAGUUCUUAAAAAAUAAAAUUAGGAGUUGUGUGGCAUUUGAAAGAAGGCAUAGGGAUGCUGUCUAUAAUAAAAAAAAGGAGGCAGUUGAAAAAUUGGAAAAAGAAGCUGAACUAAGGGACCUGAGGCCAACGGAACUCCAACAUAGAGAAGAAUGCAAGUCUUUUAUGUUGGAAUAUGAUAGGGUUAAAAUGUUGGAUUAUCGCCAGAAAGCUCGGGUUAAGUGGGCGGUGGAAGGGGAUGAAAAUACCGGAUUUUUUCACGGGGUUAUAAACGCAAAUACAUCAAACAACCGAAUUAAUGGGUUAAUGGUAAACGGGGAGUGGGUGUCAAAUCCGACGGUAAUAAAGGACAAAGCCUUUACUUUUUUUGCUGAAAAAUUUAAGGAGCCGAUGAAGGACCGGCCGCCGUUUGUGUGUCCAAAUUUGUCCCGCCUAACCAACUCGGAGGCUGAAUUACUGAUUGAACCAUUCUCUUUGGCGGAAAUAAAAGAGGCCGUAUGGUCGUGUGACGGGGAAAAGGCUCCUGGACCAGACGGGUUCAACUUCAAAUUCAUUAAAAGGUGUUGGGAAGGGUUGAAAGAUGAUUUCAUGGCUGUGUUCGAGGAGUUUUUUUAG
Messenger RNA from Helianthus annuus (common sunflower), 702 nucleotides. RefSeq lists its product as uncharacterized. The record is from RefSeq and is a predicted model, not a curated record. The transcript has a single exon. Lineage: Eukaryota; Viridiplantae; Streptophyta; Magnoliopsida; Asterales; Asteraceae. The coding region runs from base 1 to 702 and encodes 233 amino acids.